This is a messenger RNA of Gallus gallus (chicken), 4560 nucleotides long. RefSeq names its product ring finger protein 44 (gene RNF44). The record is from RefSeq and is a predicted model, not a curated record. The transcript has 11 exons. Bases 772 to 2100 code for a protein of 442 amino acids. NCBI's taxonomy places the organism in Eukaryota, Metazoa, Chordata, Aves, Galliformes, Phasianidae.
GGGCCCGGCGUCGGCGAACAAAGAGCGGCGGGAGGAGGCGGGGGCGCCGCAGCGGCUCCCCGAGCGCGGCCCCGGCCGGCGGUGCAGGUAGGUCCGGAGGGCGGGGGGAGCGGCUCCGGGAGCGGGGCGGGGGCGGGCGCCGCCCCCCGACAACCCCCCCAUCUCCGGCGGGGGCACCUGCCCCGGGGCGGCGCGGCGGGGCCCGGGGCCGCCUUUGUUAUUGCUUUUGUUUGGCGCCGAGCACAUGGCCCCGGAGCGGCCGCUCUUAAAGCCACAGCUCCGCCGAGCCCCGGCGCGCUCCGGGGUCCGCGCCCCGCUCGGAGGGUCCGCGCGUGGGGGCUGCGGCCCCGGGGGUCGUCGGGGCGCGGCGCGGAGGGCGGCACUUCAGGCGGCGGCGGGGCCGUGCCGUGACCCCGCGCUCGCGUGGGGACGGAGCCGCCGGGGGGGGCGUGGGGCCGCGUCCCCGCGGGGCCGUGCGGGCGGGCGGCCGUUCCCGGGCGGCCCCCGGCGGAUGGCACCGAGCGCCGCUAACUUUGUUCCCGUGCCCGGAGGCCGCCCCCGCCGCGUCCCGGCCGUUGCCGCGGCCUCGAAGUGCUGACCCCGGGGGUCGCGCGGGGCCCGGGCGCGGCGGGCGUGCGUGGGGUGCAGCGGGAGGUGGUGGUCAGCGGCGACACCGGGGGGACCCCGGAGCAGCGCGGAUCCAAGGUGCUGGUGUCUCGCCCUGCCUGGAGCCUGAGGUCCCGCGUGCCCAUCCGCCUCCCGACGUCACCAAUGCGACCAUGGGAACUGGCAGUGAAUAGGCGGCCUCCCUCUGCCCCUUUUAACCAACGUCGUUUCUCAGGGGGACCCUGCAGCAGCCCUGACCACCUCCGGCGAAGCCCCCCUGCCAGGCGUCAGUGGGGACGACGCGACCGACCUCUGGCAACCCUGCUGGGCCAGGAUGACACCCAGCUGCACCCUGCCUUCCCCCAGCAGCCGCACAUCCCUGUAGAUGAGCCCCGCGCCUACGCUCUCCCCAGCACACCGCCACGAAUGCUGCACCCGGCCGCUCACCCGCCCCACCAGAACCCAUUCAUGGUGGAUCUUCAUGACCAGGUGCACCAGGGACCUGUCCCUCUCUCCUACACGGUCACCACCGUCACGACGCAAGGCUUCCCCAUCCACACCAGCCAGCACAUCCCUGGGUGCAGCACCCAGCAGCUCCCAGCAUGCUCAGUGAUGUUCAGUGGACAGCACUACCCGCUCUGCUGCCUCCCGCCCCCGUUGAUCCAGGCAUGCGCCAUGCAACAGCUCCCAGUCUCCUACCAGACGUUCCCCCCCAUCAUCUCCAGCGACCAUUACAUCCUGCACCCGCCCCCGCCGCCAGUGCCCCCCCACCAGCCGCCCCACAUGGCUCCCUUGGGGCAGUUCGUGCCUCUCCAAGCCCAGCACCCACGAAUGCCUCUGCAGAGGAUAGACAAUGAUGUGGACCUGCGAGGGGAGCAGCACCCCAUCGCCGGCUUCACGUACCCCCCGUCCCACCACGCUCCCACGCUCUCCCCCUCCGUGCCGCUGCAUUACCUCCCCCACGACCCGCUGCACCAAGAGCUGCCAUUCGGCGUGCCAUACCCCCACAUGAUGCCCCGGCGGCUGAACACCCAGCGGUACCGGCUGCAGCAGGCGCUGCCCCCCCCGCCGCCCCCUCCACCGCCCCCUCCGUACUACCCGAGCUUCCUGCCCUAUUUCCUCUCUAUGCUUCCCGUGUCGCCGACGGCCGUGGGGCCCACGAUCAGCCUGGACCUGGAUGUGGAUGAUGUGGAGAUGGAGAACUACGAGGCGUUACUGAACCUGGCCGAGCGGCUGGGGGAGGCCAAGCCACGGGGACUCACCAAAGCAGACAUCGAGCACCUCCCGUCGUACCGCUUCAACCCUGAGAGCCACCAGUCUGAGCAGACCCUGUGCGUCGUGUGCUUCAGCGACUUCGAGGCCCGGCAGCUGCUCCGCGUCCUGCCCUGCAACCACGAGUUCCACGCCAAGUGUGUCGACAAAUGGUUAAAGGCGAACCGCACGUGCCCCAUCUGCCGGGCGGACGCGUCGGAGGUGCAGCGGGAGGCGGACUGAGGCCGGCGGGCGCUGUGCCGCACAAUUCGUUAGAGGAUGAGGACGUCGGGCCAGGGGCGGGGGCCGCUGCCCGCUGCCAGGGCCCGGCCGUGCGUUUACCCCCCCUCCCCAGAGCCUCUCCUCGGAUGUGGUGAGCGCUGAGCAGCCCGGGCUGCGGCCAGGCCAGCCCUCCUCCUCCGCCGUGGCACGGAGCGCCGCGCUGCAGGGCCCGCAUGGCGCUGUGCUGGGGGCGGGCGGCCGCGUCCUCCGCGCUCCCAAGGCGCCGUCGUCGCUCCAUCGCUGUCCGGGUCUUUGUACUCCGAUAGGCAUUAUUUUGUUCCCCCCCCCCCUACACACACACACACACACACACACACACACACAUACAAACACACACUCCCCCCCCCCGUUUCUCUUUUUUCUUUUGUUUUGUUUUUAGGGUCGGUUUUGUUUUUCUUUCUUCCGUUUCCUUUUCCGUCGCGUUUCUUUACUUCUGUGGCCGCUCUUCCCCUCGGCGGCGGGGGGAGAGCGGAGGGCGCACCGCAGCCGGGUGCUGGCGGGCCUGGGGCCGCCGUGGGGCCGCUCCGCACCGCUCCGUGUCCUUCCCGGGCGGGAGGACGGCCCCGGCCCCAACCCCCGCUCACCCCGCGCACGCACGGCGAUGCGGCCGGGCCCGGCGGGGGGAGGUGGGGAGGGGGGCUGUGCGUGGCGGCCCGGUUUGCCGCCGGGCUCCCGAGCGCCUCAUCCUGCGGGCCGGGCGGCGCGGCGCGGUUCGGCGCGGGGUUUUGCCGGGACCUCGCGGUGGGUUUUGCCGCUCGGCGCCGCCCCGGAGCUGCGGGAGGCCGGGCCUGGCGGUGUGGCGGCCGUCACGGCGGUGCGGCCCGAGUCGCUUUGCAUGAUUAAUUAGCGAGGAGGAGGGGGGGCGGGAAGGAGGGGAGCGCCCUCCCCGCGUCGCCGACGCCUGGGAGCCUCCGCGCGCGGCCGCCAGCCCUAUGUAAAUGUUCACAAAUAUGCAUGCAUGUCUGACCAGCUUGGAACGUGGUCUUGGCUACGUCUAGCCGGCUGUGGGGUGAGGGGGGUGGGGAGAGGGGUUUUUGUGCUCAGCUGAUACUGCCAUGCACUGUACUGCACAUGUCCGCAACGCCACAGCAGGACCGUGAGGCUUUCAGGGCCGUCCCCGCGGCGGCGUGUGCAAGGGGCCGUUCCCCGCGGGGCGGGGGCGGGCGGCCGGGCCGGGCCGGGCCCCGGCGGCGGAGGGUCGGCGGCCGCGGCGGGGUGUGAGGAGAGGGCCGCGCCCGGCAGGUGGGGGGGCGGGGCGUUCCCUCGCGCUGCCACGCCAUAGGCGCGGAGCGGAGCCGUGCGCGCGCUCUCCGCCAAUCGGCGAGCGAGCGCCGGUCUCCUCCCGGCCAAUCGGGCGCGGGGGGCAGCGGGAGGCGCGUCGCGAUUGGCCGGCCGCCCUUUGCCUCCCUUUCUCGGCCGCCCGCCGUGCCCGCGCUCGAGGCCCGCGCCUGGCGCUCCGGUUCCGCCGUGCCGCCGGCACCGCUGGGCUCGGUGCCCCCUGGGCAGGACCCCGGCCCCCUCCCCGUCCCUCGCUCAGUGACAGAUAACCAAAGGAGUCCCCGUGCCGCGCGGCGGCCUCGCGCCCCGGAGACGCCCCCCCUCGUCCCCUCCCGCCCUCGCGGUGCCCAGGGAGCCAGGAAAGCCUUACGGUCCUUUGACGGCGACUCGAAAGCUCACAGCUCGUGUGCUGCAGAAUUUAUUCCAAUGAGCAGCUACAAGUAUCAUUUAAGAAGAAAAAAAAAAAAAAACAAAAAAAGAAAAAAAAAAAAACCCAACAACAAAAAGACAAAAAAAAAGACAAAAAAAAAAAAAACCUUUAAAAAAAAAAAAAAACCCCAACAAAAAACCAACCAAUUAUUUAGGGUGUUUGUGAUUGCUGACUGCGCUGUAGAUACCACUGUUUACCAAUGAUUUCCUGUGGUGGGAUAGUGGACUGUUUACUGUUCUAUAUACCAGUCCGUGGGCCUCCGGAGCGAGCGCGGCUCCCCGGCAGGCGCCAGGACGUGUGUUCUGUGUUAGAAAGUUUUUAUAUAUAUAUAUAUAUAUAUAUAUAAAUAUAUAUAUAUAAUUUUUUUUGCUCUGUUACUUGCACAUUUUACAGUUACCUCAUUUUUCCCAUGUAUGUAUUUGAAAAAAGGCUAAUAUAUAGAAAAAAAAAAAAAAGGUUCUUAAAGCUCUAAAAGUGUUUGGUUUUUUUUUCCAUUCCAUUGGAAUCAUAUUGGUUUUGUAGCAUUUAACAUAACUAGUAUGUUGUAUUAUAUAUAUGUGUAUUAUACUGAUUGAAAUUUUUAACAGAUUUGUACUUUUUUUAAAAUGAAAGUUGCUAGUUCUGCUUGACCAAGUAGUGCAAUCAUUAUUUUUUUUAAUGUUGUGGCUGAUUUUGAGAGGGAUAUUCACUAAUAAAUGUAUGAUGUAUACCAA